AGACAAAGUUCUGGGGCAACAAGUGUCAAGGACAAGAAAUCAGGAGAAAGUGGUAAGACUUUUUUCUGACGUUAAGUUUUACAGCCUAUUUAUACUAGAAACUGUUUAUGUAUACCUGCUGAAGCUUGCAUUGUAAUGUAACAUGUAAAUUGCAAAGUGCACCUGUUAGUUAUAUAAUAUACAAUGUAUACCUACUGUAGCUCCCUCUACUGUAAUGGAACCUGUAACUGGUUUGGCUAUUGAGAUUUAUCAUUGAACAACUGAUGCUAUUUUGGAAGCAAAGUGCUAAAGGUUGAGACAUUCUGUUGGUUUCCAUGGAGAUUGGUUUCUAUUUAACAAUCUGCCACAGAAGAGCACCUGUUUUGGCCUUGACUAAGCUCCCCCGUACAUGUAUGUAAUAAACACACACAAUGCAUAACUACUAGAAUUCCAUACCGUUUUGUUCCACAGCAGUGCAACCUGCCAAGUCUUUAGUACACCUGUUAGUGCUAUAGAAGUUAAACUCCAACCAAUGUGUCGGACUUCCAUUUUAGUACAGUUAUGUUUUAUAUGUAAUCGGUUUUGGAAAGGAGUUAUUACAGUUUGAAUGCAUAAUUAUAGCAAGAAAAUCAGAUAAGGGAAACUGCAACUUUAAACCUUUUAAAGUGACCAUGCCUUAUCUGGAAUUUACUGCAUUGAAUAAACUGAAAAUAAACAAUACCUUGUUUAACCUCUUUAAUGAGCUGCUUAAUUUUUCUUUUAAUUGUAAAUUAUUAUUUUUUUAUACAUUGUUAAUCUAGUUCAGACAAAGCCUAUCCAGGGAAAGCCUAGCACCGGCAUAGGCAACCUUCGGCACUCCAGAUGUUUUGGACUACACCUAACAUGAUGCUUUGCUAGCAUUAUGGGGGAUGUAGUCCGCAACAUCUGGAGUGCCGAAAGUUGCAGAUCCCUGGCCUAACAAAUGAAGAGGAGAAAUACAAACCUUGCUUGAUUUCAUCUCUUAUCUGUAUGCUUACUCUGUGCUGGCUGUCGGGUACGAAGGACAGAUCUUGUAACCAUGCAUGAUAGGUAGGGCCAAGGUUCCCAUUCGGUAGAGCAGGUGCCUCUACUGUAGGGGCCCUUAUGUAUAGCACUUAUGAUGUGCCUUGUUUGGGCUUCUGUUGACUGGUGAGGAGAGAGAAGUACCAGGAGCCUUGGCCAGUGUCUUCCUACUGCUCUAUCAAACAUAGGAAGCAAACUAGACUAAAGAGGAGUUAGAGGGUAUAAAGCUCAGUGCUGUCCCAGCUCCUCUAGUGUCUGUGUGUGAGGCUGGACAGGAAGUGGACUGUAUUCCUUCCCAUCUGCCCACUAACAGCCUCUCACACCGGUAAUGCCUCGCAGUAGGAGUAGGGACAGCAUUGAGUGAUACUGUAUUUCAUAUUACAGCUCUAAGUGAUUGAUCAUGCAGCUAUUUAAUAAUUAAUGUCAGUUAUAAUCUUACAUUGCAAAAAAAACUCUUUCAACAUCCUUUUAUCCCCAAUACUAAAUGUAACCCCUUCCAAAACCUCAACAAACGUUCCUUAGUCCCACAUUUAAAGGAACACUAUAUAGUGCCAGGAAAACAAACUCAUUUUCCUGGCACUGCAGCUUCCCCCUCCGCCAAGACCCCCCUCCCAUGCUGCAGAAGGGGUUAAAAACCAUUCUGUCACUUACCUUGUUCCAACACCUAUGCUCCUCGUUGCUGGCUUCUCCCCUAGGGGGAGUCCUAAUGGGCAUGCAUGGCAAUGUCCGUGCUCACAUUAAGAUUUCCUAAUAGGAAAGCAUCAAUAUUUAAUGCUUUCCUGUGGGUUUUUGGGUGAUGCGGGACAUUCCGAUGCAUAGCAUGAGGAUGUCCAGCAUCAGUCUCCUAACAUCCAAAAGUCUCCUAACCAGCCCUGUCUGGUAGAACGUCAAUAGAGAUGGAGUUAACCCUAGCAGCUUAUUAAACUGCAAUAAUUACCUGCUCAGGGUUAAGUGAUCUGGGACAGUGCACCCAGACCAAUUAAAUGAGCAGAAGUGGUCUGGGUGCCUAUAGUGUCCAUUUGAAGAAAUGGGUUUGAUUUGGUUCAUCCUUUUUAAAUUAGAUGGAGCUCGAAUGUAACCUCCUAUUUUUUUUAAAUAAAACUGCAGGAUUGUGAUCAGAAAUUUGCACUUUUAUAAAUGGUCAUUGUUCUAGGAUAUUUUUUUUAUUUAUUUCUGUUAUUUAUACAACAGAUUCAGCAGCGCUGUACACUUAGUGGAAAACAUACAAUAUACACAGACAAAUACAAGAGGUAGAGAGGGACCUGCCUGUAAGCUGAGAUCUAGCUUAGGUGAAGCAACAACUGCUUUCUAUUAGGCCUCAGUGUUUAUACAAAGUGCUUAGCUAGAUUUCCCUUGAGCUUACAAUUUAAAGGAUACAGUGGGGAUUUGAGACAAAAGGUAGCAGGGGGAAUUUGUAAUGGAUAGCUAAAAGAGUUAAAGGAACAGUAUAGUCACCUAAACAACUUUAGCUUAAUUAAGCAGUUUUUGUGUAUAGAUCAUGCCUCUCAGGUUUUACUGCUAAAUUCCCUGCAAUCUAGGAGUUAAAUCACUUUGUUUCUGUUUAUGCAGCCCUUACCACACCUACCCUGGCUAUGAUUGACACAGCCCGCAUAAAAAAACAACUGGUUUCACUUUCAAUCAGAUGUAAUUUACCUUAAACAAUUGUAUCUCUAGCUCUAUAAAUAGAACUUUAAUCGCAUAUAGGAGGCUCUUGCAGGGUCUAGCAAGCUAUUAAUAUAGCAGGGGAUAAAAUUUUAAUUAAACAGAACUUGCAAUAAAGAAAGGAUAAAUGUUAGAUGACUCUUUACAGGAAGUGUUUAGAAAGGCUGUGCAAGUCACAUGCAGGGAGGUGUGACUAGGGAUAAUAAACUGUGAUUUAAUGCGUAAAUGGCAGAGAAUUGAGCAGUGAGGCUUCAGGGACAUGAUCUAUACACCAAAACUGCUUCAUUAAGCUGAAGUUGUUUUGGUGACUAUAGUGUCCCUUUAACAGAGAAGCAGCUAUUGGUAGAAUAUAAAGGGAAUGAAGAGGUAAUUGAGUGAGACUCUCAAACAGCUGGAGGAGCAUGCUAUAUAUUAAGGGGAAACUGGGUGAGCGGGUAGUGCUGAGAAAAUACUCUAACGGAUACUUCUCACGCAAAAAGCACUUCACUUUCUAGUUGUGGAGUGGUCCUUUAACUUGUAAUUUUCAGGUGUGGGAACACCAAGAUGUAGAAACCCACGUCUCUACAUGUCUUGGCUCUGUUCCAAAGCCUUCAGUGACCUGUUGGGCAAAUCACAAGAAUAGAACCCAGGUUCUGCUUUCAAUCAGGCCGGAGCACACAAUUCAAACCAGACUAAAACUUACUAACAAAUUUACAAUUUAUUUCAUUCUAAAUACUUCGAUAAUGAAUAUAAAGUUCUAUAAUCUGACUAGGGUGUUUUCUCCAAAAUUCUCUUUCUCAAUAGAAUGGACAAGGGUAAUGGCAUGCUAGUGAAUAUAAAAUGUAUCUUCCUUUUUUAUUCAGAAUUCACAAUGUAGCACUUUCACCUGAUUUCAGCUUCCAAAAUCAGAGCUGUGCCAUUUAGUGUCAAUUAGUAUUGUCAAUUAACACAGAAAUCUCACUACACUACAGUUAACUAAUACUAGCCAUGGAUUGUGCAUUGAGAGUUUUAUAUUUUACAUUUGUGUAUUCUUGACAUGCAAAUACAAUGCCAUGUGUGAGUGCAUGUUUUUGUCAGACACUAUUGAAGGAAUGAAGUUUGUCAAUUCUCUGAAAGAAAAAAAACAAAACAAUAAAGUUCUAUUAAAUUCCUGGCACUGCAUUCUGGUAGAAUAUAGAUCUCUACAUUUGUGUACAGGAUAGAACUGAUUAGUGCUGAGGUUAAAUAGACCAACUGGCAGACUUUUUUUAGGCAGUUGUGUAUUCUACACUGUUAUGGCAAAAAUAAAGAGAACAGCAUUUUUUUUUUACUAGAAAUCCUGCUUCAGAAGUCCUAUCCCAUGCUAUCUUAAAGGAUAGUUUGGACACCAUAACUUUGUCUACAUGAAGUUCUUUUGGUGUAGGCCACUGGGAGUGGUCAGCUGAUGGUUUGGCCAAUUAGUGACUUCCCAUUCACAAAAUUGACUUGGGGAAAAGAUACAUUUCUUUACAAUUUUGUGGGGAACCACUGAUUGGCUGAGAGAAUCAGCUGCCCGGCAGCAAUCUGCACUUCCUGAAACUAAAUUUUAGAAACAGAGUGCCACCUGGGAGAGCUGAGAUCUGCACUGGAGGCACUCUUAACCCCUUGAGGUAAGAGUGAGGCUCUUGGCACCAUAACUUCGUUUAGAUGAAGUUUUGGUGCCUGGAUUGUACCUUUACUCCUUCUCCAUACAUGGCCCAAUUAGAUUCCUGUAAAGACCUUAUAAUAUUUGCUUUUUAGAUGCCAUAAAACUCCAUUACUAAAUUAACCAAAAGGUUUGUGGAACUGUGUGAAGGUCAUGUAAGAAAAACCUAAGACUUUGAACAAUCCAUCACUGCAAAAUUAAGCAUGCUGACAAACUUUGGCUCAGCCACACUUGAUGUAAACUUCACCUGGCGUAGCUCCCAGUAAGGUGUUUGAAGAAUCAAUAUAAAACAAUAGUACUGUCUCACCUUAAGGCAGUCGUAGAAGAAUUCAGAACACACUCGUUAUGGAGAGGACAACCCUACUGUACAUGCGCAGGAAACAAAGAUUGGGUUAUUUUUCAAGAUGUAUUUACAUGACACCAUUAUUGUGGUAGAGUAUUGUUUGUAUUUUAAAAUUGACCUCCUUUAUACAAUUCAAAAGCUUUUGCUUAACUGCAUUUGUUCUCUAUAACUAAAGGGUUUUGUUUUAUUUUUUAUUUUAAAGGGACACUGAAGCCACCCAGACCACUUCAGCUCAUUGAAGUAGCCUGGGUGCUGUGUCCCUUUCGCACUUGGUCCUGCAAUGUAAAACAACGCAGUUCCAGAGAAACUUCAAUGUUUACGUUGCAGCUCGAAGCCUGCCCUCAGUGGCUGUCUACCAGACAGCCACUAGAGGGCUUCCUAAAUCGAAAUAGACUUUUGAUCAGUUAUUUGGAGCUGGACAUCCUCUCGCUCUGCAUGAGGACCUCCAGCUUCAGAUUAUUCCCCAUAGGAAAUUAAUGGGCAUUAGACCCCACUUGUAAAGGGAUGGAGGAGGGGGGCGGAUCAUCACAGAGGGACCUUGGCCCUCUGAUCAGGUAAAUAACCCUUUAUUUACUGGGGGGAGGGUGGAAGGCACAAAGGAGGGGGGAGGCAGCGAUAGUGCCAGGAAUACAGCUUUAUUCCUUUAAAGUAGAAAUACCAGUUACACAUCCAUAUAUAUACAAGUAGCAACCAAAUAUUGGACAUCAUAACAUACAGACAUUCCUAAAUAUAGAAUAAAAUUUAUUUACAAACUAUUAGAUGCAGAUAGUGUUGGAGAGAGAGCCGUAACUAGAAACCACGGGGCCCCGGUGUAAAAAUUGCCCUGCCCCCCUAUAUGUCCAUGCCCCCACACACACAUGUAGACAUACAGAUGCAGAUUGACACACACAUACAUACAGAGACCCAUACAUACAGACACACACACACACACAUGCACUCACAGACACACACAAAUUAUUCAUAUCUCCUACCUGGAGAGGUGGUGUGGAUCUGUCCCUGGGGUCCAGUGGGGCUUCAGUGAGGAUGGCGGCUGUGUUCCCGGCAGAGGCGGCAAAGGGAGCUGUGUGUUCCCUACUCUGCUCCCUCAUGCCUUGUGAGCUGUCUACUGAUGCCGGCAUUAGCAAACGGUGUGCAAGGGAGCAGAGUAGGGAGAACACGGCUCCCUUUGCUGCCUCUGCCAUAACACAGCCGCCCACCGGAGGGGUGGGGGAGGGCCAUUAGGUGGCCAGCAGGCCACAUCUACAGCUCCCUUAUGACAGGAGGAAAACGGGGGGCUGCAUCACGGUCUGACAGUUAGUUCUCUUAGUGAGCACUUCCUCACAGACCGUUCAGCCAGGGGAGCAGCACAGCUCUUCUCGCCUGUCAGACACCCGGGAGGUAUCCAUCCAGCCCACUGUCGCAGGAGUCGAUGGAGUGAGGGGCCCGGUCGCAGCUGCGACCCCCUUUGACCGUAGUAGGUACACCACUGGUUGGAGAAUGAUUGUUUCAUAAAGCUAGGUCCUACGUUUCGCAGAUAGUCUAGCAGUUUAGCAGAUAGUCUCAAUGUAUCCAGGAAUGUAAAAUGCCCGUUCUAUUAUUCCAGCCCAGAACGAAGUAGUGACCACGUAUUGAUAGAUGCUCAUGUACAUCUCAAAGUCUCCUUUUGUAUGUUUUAUUAUUAUUAUUAUUAUUAUUAUAUAUGUAAUGGUGGUCUUUAACAUAUAUUACUGUCAUCUGAGCUGGGGUAUUGCUGACCGGGGUGGGGGGUAAAUAAAACUGAAGCGAGAAAAGAGACAAAUGUUUGCAAAAAGUAGAUAAGUUAAAGACCAAGAAAUGCAGGUUGGUGUAUGUCCCAAAAAUGUGUUUGCAUAGCCUACCGUGGGAAGCCAUUUAAUAAGUUGACGCACUCUCAUGGAAAUACUAUUGAACUCUGAUUAACAUGAACAAUCCUCCCGAGUGUUUAGGUCUAGAUAUGAUACUGUAAGAAAUACUGGGGUGUUUAGAGGCCCUAAUAAAUGAUGAGAAUAAUUUCCAUGUCUCUUUAUGGAAAAAAAGUAGGUACAGCUAAAGUGAAACUUGUAGAAAAUAGAGUAUACUGGGAAGAACAUUCAUUUUAGGAAUGUUAAUUUUACACAACCAAUUGAAAUGAGGCACUUGCCGUUUUAUGAGAUCAUGUGAUUCUUCCUGUAGUAGUGUGGGGGUGAGGAAUGAAGUUCGUAAAGCUUUAAAACCGUUUGGUAGAAGCACUCUGAAAUAUUUGGCCCGAGUGAAGGGAAAUGUCUCUACUUGAGAUGCUUCCAGCAUGGGAUCAAUGUGGGGUGCACUGCUGUGUGGGUUGUCUUAUUUUGAAUAUAAGCAAUUCGUAACUUUAAUUACCACUCUCAAAGGUACUCCAACCUACUUAGUAAACUAGAAAAAUCUGGUCUACUGAGAUUUCAGAAGUAGUGCUAAAUCAAAUAUAGGACUCCAUUUAAUAUUGUUAAACAUGCAUUUCAAAUUUCUUUUAAUAUUAUGAAAAAAUAUUUUAAUAUUAUAUUGUAUUUUUUAAAUGGAUAUGACAAAUAAAUAAAAAAAAUAUAUAUCAAAAUUGCGAGUUGUAUGUUGAAAUUUAAAAUAUUUAAAACAUAUUAAAUCUUUUGGAAAGCUUAUCAAACAAUAUUUUAUCAAGGCCUUAGUUCUUUGUCAUGGUUCGGUGAUACAUCUCUGAUCAAAGAUAUAUUUAAACUUGAAAUAGUUUGUGUGUUUGGUAUCUAUAUUCCACCAAAAGUGCUGUGAUGCCAUGUAUGGUCUACUAUCCCCAGGAAGAAUGUUUUUGUGUUAAUAUCAAUUGUGUGAUUUAAUUGGUUCUUGGGGUAGAAUAUUUGAAGUCAAGCUCCAGUGCUUCACUUUAUUUUACAUGAUUAGCAGUUGAGGAAUUAAGUCACCCAGGUAGAAGCUCACCUGUUAGAGAAAAAUGUUAUAGCAGCCUUGUGCUGCUCAUUGCUGGGAUUUGGGAAGAGCAGGACAAGCAGCGAGUGAGACUGGAUUCCUCUCCAAAAGAGCCUCUUGAGAAAAUGUAUAUUAAGGACAUAAGAAAAAGUUACGUUUUAGAAAGUCUGUGCUCAAAUUUUCUGUUUUUGUUUUGUUAGCCGCGGAUAAGCUGCCAAAGUAUAGUUAGUAGCAAGUGUUAGAGCAAGACUUAUCUUUCUGUUUGAUUCAAAUUGUUUAUUUGCCAGACCUAUUAAUAAAGACUGCAAUUUGUGUGGUAUUUCAAUCCAUAAGACUGUGCUAUAUGGCCCCAGGUCACAAUAUAUAUAAUAUGGUACAUUGACGUUGUGGCAGGCUUGAUCAAUGUAUAGGCUAAAGCAAUAUCUUCAAAUGCUUUCAAUUUUUUAAAUACUUGAUACUCCUGUAUUCAAGACUUGUUAAAUAUAUUUAUUUUCAAAUACAUCUGAAACAAAUAAGCAUUCCUUUUUAUCAUUUAUAUAGUGGCAACCCUUUUUUGCAGCACUUGACAAAGGGGGUAAUUUUACCAAUGAGACAACUGCAAAAUGUUAAAGGAACAACAGGCUGAUGACCCUGUUCGAAAGAGCUCACAAUCCAUUUAGCGAGACUGUACUGGUUCAAAUGGAAUGUGAAUUUCUUAAAUGUGUGUAGUGCAAAAGACACAAAACCCUGUUGAUAUAAGGAGUACUUUAGGGUUGGUGACAUGCAUGGGGCGUGCCUGGUGGUCUCCCUGACCGGUGCUGUGAUUUCUCUGCCCACCAACAGUCACUGGCUGCAGUCACAAGCUUGACCUGUACCUCCAGGCCAAGUUCUCAGCUCCUCUUACUAGAUUAUUUGCAGUGGCAAUUCUACCAUAUAUCUCCCGGUUCCAGAUGGAAAGAGUUGUCUGCAGCCCCCUAUCUCCAAAUACAGUCCCCCCACUACUGCCCCAUAUCCUCACAAUAGUACUGAUCACCCCAAGCUAUAUUGGGCUGAGGGGGAGCUAACUUUAAUUUCCCUUCCCAUCUUGUACUAAAUGGAAAUUCCACUACUUCCUACAUUGAUAUACAAUACUCACAGUGGCCCAAACUAAUCACUCACUGCCACACAUACCACUCACGCUCCCCACACACAGCCAGCCUUAUAUAUCACACACAAAGCUACAACACUUACAGCUAACCUAUACCAGACACACCCACACCUCACAUCCACUCAACAUUUUAUUACUCCCAUUGUAAGACCCUAAAAAAUAAAUGGCAUAUGGGAAUAAUUUCCUGGUGCCGAUGCUAAUGAAAGUGUGUGCACGCCUACAGGGUGCCAAAAGUGACACCCUUAAUGUAAAAUGAGAUAUGGACAUAGGGGGAAAAAAGAGAUGGGUCAAAAGGCUAGAAGUGCAGAAAUAUCUUCCGAUGGUUAUUUGAGGUGGUGAACAAGUAAUCAGACAGAAAAGACAGCUGUGGCCCAAAUGAUUCUUAGUGUUAUUUGAGUUAUUGUUUAGGUCAAAUACUAGUUGCCAAGUAUACAUUAUUAAAACUUUGUAUCUGUAACAUGUGCGAUAAAGUUAUUUUGCGGAAUCUGCUGUCAGAAUAAAUCCCUCAUCCUAAUAAAGCAGGCAUGGAUUAUUCUUGUUCAUUUGCUGUUCUGAAAUGUUUACAUUUAUUUGGAAAAUGUCGCCCACACAACUCUUAAUUUUUUUUAAACAAUUUUUUUUAACUCUAAACCGUACCAGUUUAAACCUUACUAAAGAGAAAUGGAAAGCAAGAGUGAAUGUUAUUACAAUAUAGACGUUGAGAACGGUCAAGCGCUCCUUGGUGAAUUUAUUCUUGGUGAUAUUUCUAAUAGACCAUAUAUUGUUUGAAAUAUUGCUGCUGUUGACUUGAUGUAAGCAAGUUAUCAGCUGUGUCUCACCGUGCACAAGUCUACUAAACAGUGUUCUGUAGCACUGGAGCUACUAAUUCAAAUGUUUAAAGGGGAGCUGUCACUUAAAAAAAAAAACUUUAACAUUUUAACUUAUCCAUUCAUUUAACAAAUGCAGGUUUUGGCGUCUAAAAUAAAAAUUAAAGCGGUUCAGAUCACUGUAUCUGUAAAUCAUUGUUUUAGGUUCUGACAUUUUCUGUUAAUGGGGGGAGGGGGGAAGGAGGUGGUCACAGGCUUUUUUUUUUGCAAAAUAAAAUUUUAUACAUGCCCAAAAAGACCAUCAAAGUGGCGGGAGAAACAAAGGAAGUGAAAUACAAUACUUGUCUGGUGUGGAAAGUGAUGGAUAGACAAAGGCUUAAUAAAAAAAAAUUAAAAAAAAAUAAUAAAACCCAACCAAUAUACUAACUGCACAAAAAAAAAAUCUGCUAAAAGGAACAAGACUAUCUGACACUUUGAUAAAUUAUAUUUAUAUAAAAAAAAUUGGGAACACACUUAGAAAAUAUAUUUCUAAGUAGUGUUGUUGCCGUAUAGACCAGGACACAUACAUUAUACAGAUAAGGAGGGAAAAGAUGUUUAAAAUUUUUACAAGGCUACCUAGAAUAACCUAUGUUGGCAAACAAAUAUAGGGAUUCAGUUCCACCAUAUGGCUAUAUUUUAAGCCCACCACUAGGUCACAAUACCCCAAUGUCCGUGGGUCCUACAUGAAUUUUAACGUGGGAGAUUAACAUGCUAACUGCAAUAAUUUGAUAAAUAUCCCUGGAAGUUUAUCCUUAUUGCAAUGUGUGCCCUGGAAUGUUAUGAAAGUAUUUAGAAAAUUGGGCAGACUAGAUGGGCCGAAUGGUUCUUAUCUGCCGUCACAUUCUAUGUUUCUGUGUCAAAUUUCUACAUCUUUAAUACUUUCACAUAGCAAAAAACAGAAAGUUUUUCCCUAUAAAGUGUCUAAUUUUUAGAGAGGUGAUCGUUCUGAAGUAAGUACAGGAAUAUUAUAAUUAACUUUUUGGAUUCAUUUAUGUACUUCCUGCCAGAAUUGUGAGUUUAGGACAAUAACAAAAAACAUGUGAAAGCAAGCCAAUCAUUUGAGUUUCUCCAACAUUUAUCUGAACAUCUGGAGUUUCUUUUAUUCAACCUAUAUUGGAUAAAUACCAUCUAUAAAUUAUUUUGAAAUGGUUUUCCCAAUAAUUGGAGCACUGUGUACUCCUUUAAGAGCUGGUACAAAUUUAAGCCAUUCCUCCAGGUUGUAACAAGCUCCCAUAUCCUUUUCCCAUGCAAGCAUGUAAUCCUCUUUUAAUCUCGGUGUGGCCAUUCGAUAAGAGUAACAUUGAGAUAUCGUACCGCAUUUAUUAGGGUUAUGUAAGUAUGUUUUUUACAGAUCAGAUAAUGCAUUUUCUGUACAAUUUUGAUCUCCAUGUUGAAUGUAAAAUAUAUUUUAUUAAUUAAUAUGUGUUCUAAUUGCAUAUUAUCUUCUUGGCCAAAUUUAUCUUUACGUUUCAUAAAAGGCAUUAAAGAAUUACCUAAGAAAAUCAUUAAAAUUUUCAACUGAUUUUGUGUGCCAAUUAUCCAAAUUUAAAUCCGGAAUAUCUGGUAUUACUAGUCAGCAGCAUUACUCACAGCCACCAAGAGAAAGGGCCAACUACCUUGAACACAGUAUCGCAAACUUUGAUGGUAAUCUUAGUAGUGGGAAACAUCUCAGCUAUCCUGGGUCGCCCAGACAUCUGAAGUCACAGUACUUCUUUAAUAGAAUAUGGUGACAUCCUAUCAUUUUCCAUCUCAAGCCAUCGUGGAAUCUAAGGCCAAACGUGUAGGCCAAACUUAAGUGCUGUAGCGGCAUUAGUUGCCUGGUAAUAAAUAAAUAAAUAUAUAUAUAUAUAAUUUUUUUUUAAUGGGUAUCCCUAAACCUGGACAAGACUUGAGAUUUUGCAAUACUGAAAAUUUUAUUCUGCUCAUCUUAUUUCCCCAUUUAACCCCUUAAGAACCAAACCUCUGGAAUAAAAUGGAAUCAUGACAUGUCACACAUGUCAUGUGUCAUUAAGGGGUUAAACUUAAUUAGAGCAGAUUGAACUGUUUUAAAAAAUGUCUUUGGAAUUGGCAAGGGAAUAGUCCUCAAGUAGUAUAGUAUUUAGGUAAGAUGUUCAUUUUAAUAUAUGUAAUUUUACCUAACCAUGAAUUUUCCAACUUAUUCCAGUUUUCCAUUUCCUAUUGUAAUAUUGGCCUAGCUUUUUUUUUAAGAUUAAAUGUGUACAUACUGUUGAAAUUUCUGCAUAGUUUUACUCCAAGGUAAUCAAUGAAUGAGUCUCUCCAGUCAAAGUUGAAUUUAGUUUUCAAAUCAUCCAGAUCACACUAAGGAAUGUGUAUAGGCAUAGCCUGCAUUUUUCCUGUAUUGAGCCAGUAAAAGGAGACUUCUCCAAACUCCGGUAGUGUAGAAUUUAGGGAGUCACCUGAAGUUUUUGGUUCUGCCAAAGAUAGGAUAAUUUCAUCCGCGAAGAGACCUAUUUGAUAUUCAGUAUUUUUUACUGAAAUUCGCUUAAUAUCUGAUUUCCUUAUCAAUGCUGUCAAUGGUUCCAUCUCUAGAGCAAAUAGCGGGGAAAAUGGGCAGCACUGUCAGGUUCCAUUAGUUAGAUUAGUUGGUUAAUUAGAAAAUUAUCAGAGGUGAAACCUAUAGCAGAAACUUUUGCGAUCGUUUUUUAAUAUAAUGCAAAAAUGGCUUUAACAAUGGGGGUGGGUAUACUAAAUUUGAGCAGAGCUUCCCUUAAAUAGCCCCAGUGAACCCUAUUGAAUGCCUUCUCCGCAUCCAAGGAAAGGAGUAGAGGAGGCAUUAAAUUUGCUUAUAUCGAUAUAUUAUGUUUAUAUAUCUCCUUGUACCAUCUCGGGCCUGUCUCCCUGCAAUGGAAUACACUUGGUCUUUAUCAGCUACCACAGGGACAAUUUGUGCAAAAAUGUUAGCGUAGAUUUUGAUAUCAUUAUUUAUUAAAGAAUUUGUCCAAAAGUUGGCACAGCGGUCAAGACUCUUCCCCACUUCGGCAGAGUGAUUUGCGUGCACAAGUACUCACCUGGCAUUUUUUCCUUCUGUCCAGAAUGCCAUAUCAGACUAAUUUAAUACAAAGGUAUUUUGGAAAAAUGUUUGUAAUAUAUCAUGGUAAAGCCAUCUGGUGCUUUACCACCUGGAAUUUUGUUUAUAGCUGCCAAUACCUCUUGUUGGUAUAUGGCCAAAUAUAAAAAAAUUAAUUUAUCUGGGGCAACUUGGCGUUAGUAAAUUUAGUCUAAAGAGGAUUUUAUUUUUUUCGUAUUAGGUUGUAUGGUUUUUGGAUCAGAGGCCAAAUUGUAUAAUGAUUUAUAAUAGUUUGCAAAUUGGUUACUAAUUUCAAUUGGAUGAGUAAUCUUUUUACCAUCCUCUCCCAACAAAUAUGUAAUUUGUGAUUGCGCUAUUUUCUGUCUAAGUUUAGAUGCCAGCAGGGAGAAGGCCUUAUUGUAUUUUAAAUAAUAUAGCUGUUUAAGUAGUCUUAUCAUGAAUGCUGUUUUUACUAUUUGGAUCACUUUGAUUUUUUUUUUUCUUUUUUAAUUCUUUUAUCAUUGCCAAUAUUUUCCCUUUCUCUAUAAACUGUAAAUAAAUGUCUGAGCUUCAUUUAACACACCAACCAGAUGAAGUGGUCUGGGUACAUUGUCUAUUUUAUCUUUCAAUAUCAAAUUAAAUAUCAAAAUGGCAAUGUUUUAAAUUGAAGUGUUAAAUACACCCCUAGGGGCAGUCUUCCUUAUAGCAUAUAGAGGCAUUUCAUCAUCAGGAAGAGUCAUUAUAGUGCUUAUUGUGAGCAUUUGAUUGGAGUAGCUCUGCAUUUUACCGCACAUGUCCUAUCCCCCAUGCUUCUCUGAGAAGCAUUGGAUUGGUUGAGAUCACGUAAGACAUCAGGGGGCAUACUGAAUGACUAUGAAAGUAGACAUGAGUAAACUUUAUUUAGCUAAACUUUUUACCAGCAAAGUGAGCUGAGGUCACAAUUAUAGAAGGGAACUUGUGGUCCCAAAAAUUAUUUUCAAUUCUAGAGGUUCCUUAUAAAGUUGCAAGAAAUCAAAUUAUCCUUAGCCUGUAAAGCUACCACUCCUACACAUUUUGUACCCUAAAACACAUCCUGGCAGUUAGUGUAAUAUGCUUUAACUUUACAGCUGCAAUUUUAGAUAAUGGAAUGUGAUAUUGUUUCACCUCUUGUUGCAAACCUGAGUAAUAGAGUAUUUGAAAAAUUCUAGAGGAGAAAUAGUAGGUCCGUAAUUAUAGUAUAGAAUACCCAGUAAGUGGUAUAAUCAUUGCUGCCUUGAGCAGUGCACGGUUUCGGCUUACAAAGAUUUUUUAGUUAAUUCACCUUCCAUUUCCUUUUCUCUUUUAAACAAAAAACUGCCCUAUUUGUCUGCAAUGAUUAUAAAUGUUUAUUAUUCCAAGACAAAAUAAUAUGGUCGAUUUGGGUCAUUAUCUCAUUUAUCAUAAUUUCCUGAAAUCGCCUAAAGUCUUGGUGUUUUUUUGUUUGUUUUUUUUCUCCCUUGUCACUGCCUUUUUAUAAAUCAUUCAUCAAUCUUUCAUAUUUUUUUUUCCAAUUUAUUUUUAUAUGUUGGCAUCCAUCAUCUCUGUGUAAACAAAAGCAAAACCUGAGGCCUUUCCACUUUUGUAUAUAUGGUGUAUAUAUUGUUUGGAGUAUCUGUUUGUGAAUACAGGUGGUAUCGGUGUAGUGUGUGUGUGAAUGCAGGUGUGUAUGCACCCAAUGCCCAUGCCUCACCCUUCUGUCAGUCCCUACAUUGGCUUCCUAUAAAAUAUAGAGCUCAAUUUAAAAUUCUGGUUCUUGCUUUCAAAUCUCUACAUAAUGCUGAUCUAUCGUCCCGUCUAGGCCAUUACGCUCUGCUGAAGACUUACGUCUAUGUUCUGUCCGUACUCUCACCUCUAAUGCUCGCCUAAAAGAUUUCUCGAGGGCUGCACCGUUCCUGUGGAACUCGCUUUCCUCCUCCGUUAGAUGCUCACCCUGUCUCCACUCCUUCAAAAAAUCAUUAAAAACCCACUUCUUCAUAAAAGCGUAUCAAUUAAACUGUUAAUAGCUCCUGACUGAUUCCUCUUCUGCAACUGUCAUUAGUCCAAUACUAUCCUUACCUUUUUGUGUUAUUUUCCCCUACUCCCUCUAGCAUGUAAGCUCAUUGAGCAGGGUCCUCAACCCCUCUGUUCCUGUGUGUCCAACUUGUCUGAUUACAAAUACAUGUCUGUUCGUCCACCAAUUGUAAAGCGAUGCGGAAUUUGACUGCGCUCUAUAAAUAUCAUAAUAAUAAUAAUUUAUUCUCAUCCAUGCCACCUUUCUAUAUGUCCUCUUUAUGUCCCUUAUUCUACCAGUCAUACCUUAUUUCUUUGCCCCUUCCUCUAACCAAUUGGUUUGAUUACAGGAAGAAAGUAGUCCUAUUUUUAUAUGAGCUACUACUUGCUUGUUCCUCGAGGCUCGCUUUGCUUGGAUGUCACACUUUACUACAGCGGGAGUGGCCAGGAGCAGUGUGUAGAAGCAGCCCAAAUACAGCACCUCGAAGGUGCACUUGGAGGCUAGCACCCGUGCCAUUACACAGAGAGGGAGUAGUGAAUGGGCUCUCCGAUUACACUGUUGGUAUUACAUUAGCAUGCCAUGGUUAUAACUUUAUUAUAUACCUUUUUACUUUAAGAAUCUGAUCUAUUUAUACUUUCUUUAUAUGAGCAUUGUGCUCAAUUGCAGACAUUUUUACAUUCUGCCAUUUUUAGAAAGCUGUACUGCUAGUAAUAAUUUCAAGGUCAUUCCAAAUAUCUACAGGCAGGCUAUUUAUAUUUAUCUAUUUUGUCACACCUACUGUAAGUGAGAUUUUUUUAUUUUUGCAUUUAUAUUAGUUUCAGACCCUGUGUGAAAUAUUGCAAGAUAAGGGAUACUGUAUAGCUCCCAAAGCCUUUUAUUAACCCAAUAAUUCUACAACAGGUGAAUGAAUACAUUUUAUUAAAAUUUGUUAAAUUUUCCAUAAACCUUUAUUAUGCUUGUGUGUAUUUUUCAGACAAUCGCUUUUUAUUAGGUUUCUGAUCUAGCGAUGAAUUCCAUAUUUCAAAUAAAUGUAAUGCUAAUACUUUUUUUAAGUUCUUAACAGCAAAUUGUUUGUAAGAAAUCCCCCGGCCACACGAGGAAUCCACUCCGAGGUACAUUAUCCUCUUCCCUUUCCUUUUUUGGGGGGGGGAAUUUUUUUUUAAUUUGGGGAUUACAAAGUUGAGAGAGGAUGUCCAAUAGUUACAGAUAUUGUGCUAGUUCUUACUAUAUCUUUAUCUUUGGCUUAGAAUGCAACAUGAUAUACUGAAUAAUAUUCUGUUACAUUCUAUUUGCUGCUCUGAAGAUUUUUAAAUUUAAAGCAAACACUUUUUUAUGUAUGUGUAUUUGUGUGUGUAUGUUUGGCCGGUAUUUGUGGGAGGAGUAAUGACCCCUAUUUAAACUCCUACCCCCCUACUCACCUUUGCCGUUCAAGCUGUUUGUCCAGCGGGAGCAACGCCGAUCGCCACCGGGGGAACGACGGUGAUCGGGUAAGUACAUGUGACCGUUAUGACGGUUCAGGAUCCUGAACCGUCAUCGGUCGUCAAAGUUUUAAACAGCUGACCGCAAUGUACAUGGCUUUCAUUUAUUCUUUCGUGCGGUCCAUUAACCGACCGCAGGUAUUUCUCUUCUGCUUAUAGUCUUCUCUGUUUGUUUUGGCCGAACGCAGGAGGCUUCAGUUCACUAAUCUGUUGUUAAAUGUAUUUUGUUAUGCCAUUCAUUUAAACGAAAGAACUCACCUUUCACAUUUUCUGCAUCCUAUUUUAAUUUAUGUGUUAAGCAUAUGGCUCAUCAGUUACCUCUGGCUAAAAUAUUAAAUCUGUUUUUCACUAUUCCUCGGCUAUGGUCAUAUAAUUUAUGGGACACACCAUUUUUACACAGGGGUAUUCUUCUUAAAGGUACGGUCAGGCCAUAAUCACUUAAUAAGUAACAGUAUACUAAUACACCACUAGGCACCAUUAUUUACUCCCGCUGGAACUUAGUCUCUCAUAUUAUAAAUUAAUUUCCUUUCCCUAAUACACAAACUAGUCUUCUGUGUAACUAAGGUCACUCCGUUAACUACAUCUUUUUCUUUGUUUUGGCAUGUCAUAGGUUAAGCUCUAAUGGUUCCUUUUCACCAGGCUCAUUAUAGACCAUAAGCAUGAUUGCAAAAUCUGUUUUCCUAAAACCUUAUAUACUGGUUCCUUAGGAUGCGUAUGUUUUUAGGCUCUACUAGAGUUCCUUCAAACAGUCUCCAGGAGGUGGUAUCCCAGUAUCCUGUAUUACUGUAUCAGGUAAGAAGGUUUACCAGUUGUUUUUUGUCUUCCCCUUGAGGCCUCAUUCAGCCUCCACGGCCUCAUUCAGCCUCCCAAUGUGGGUUCUAAACGGGCCAGGGCUAAGAUUCUUCACUACGAUUUCAACAACAAUCACCUAGACCUACACCACUUUGCUACUACUAAUUUUAACGGUACGUUGCUUGUCUUUCAUUUCUACAUAUCAUUACUUAGACCUCCAUCAUUACCACAGUUUUGCCAAGUUCUACACCAUCAACCUCAACAUUAAGGUUCAGCCCCACGACCAAAUCAUAGUUAGCCACCUCGCUUGCCCUUCUUUAGGGCUACAGCUAGGGCUUCCCAAGUCACGGCCACACAUUUUGAAUCUCUUACGGUCACCGAGAGGUCAUCACCCUGCCACCACGUUUAAGUGGCCAUGAAUUCCCUCGGCCCAAACCAUAGGUAGAGCCUCUCAUCGCCACUUGGCACUAGCAGGGCCUCACCUGUCACUUGGUUCUAGGUAAAUUCUUCGCCUCGGCACUAGUUAGCAGGCCAGUUCUCUGAAGGUCUCAUCCCCACCUCCAUGACACCCUACUUAUCCAAAUCAUUAAUCCUUUUCAGAAUGUCACAAGAAUCCAUCCCAAUCAUCGAUCUGCCGUUGGACGAAAUACCCAGCACGCCAGUCAGGCAUGGGUCUCCAGAGGAAUCCCUCACCCUUUCUACCCCUAGAUCCCUGAGAUAUUGGACCAUUCCUAAAAUAUCAGCAGAGCUCAGACUCGGGGGGGGGUAUCCCCUUUCCAGCCAGUGCUAGAACAGCAGAACUAUCCGGCUCCUGACGGCACAGGUCAGCGACCCUAGGCCCAGCACUAGUUUGCAAGGGCCAUCAGCUAACAGCUCAAAUUCUACUCAGGAGACCCUGGCUGCUAUUUCAGCAAACCUCCAAACAAUCAACAGGCUGCUGAAAGUGGAAUCUGCCAUAGUCACACCAGGUGACUUGACAGGCCCCGCAUUCCCUCCCCUGAUUGUCUCGGCCAUUCAGACUGGCAUACCCCUCAUCCCCCCUCCUCCACCAGCCACUAUCACUACCCUAUACGUCUCACCGGCCCACUCUGUUCCAGCUUCCAAAAAGAAGGAAAUUCUUGAUGGAAAGGAUGUUAAUCUAGUGUCACUACUCAUAGCCUCCCAAGGCAUCCUAGAGAACAGAGGUUAUAAAUUAUGGUGACAUUACAGUAGUACCAAAAGCCAGAGAUCCACAACUUAAUAAGAAACUUUCCAUUCCCCAGUUUGUCAUCGCCUUUGGCAUUUAUCGUGGCGUUAUCUGCACGGUGUACCCACAUAGGUGGGAAGAGCUUGAUUUAUACAUGCACAAGGUGGUUGACUUAGGCAUCAAGUACGGAGGGUCCUCAUUUUAUGACUAUCAUAAAUCAGUGUCGGCCAAGGCAGCUACUCAUCUGGCACAGUUCAACAUAAGAAUCGACUGGUGCCAGAUGGACACAGAACUGUUUUGCUGUCACUUUGCUGGUUUGAGGCCCCCAUCCUGUGCCUCCUGUAGUUCCACUUCUCACUUCACUGACUUGUGCCCUUGCGAGGCAGACCCUUCCACUUCCACUUCUCACCACUCCUUCACCACACACACAAGACAGGAAGGUGGGCAGAGGGACAAGCUGGGCAGACCCAUUUAAUUAGGGGAGCAGGUGUGCAAUAACUUUAAUGCAGUUUCACUGCAUGCAGGUUGUUGCACAUCUGCUCCAUUUGCUCCAGAGCUCACACCAAGUCUAUGUGCCCGGACAAAUUGUCACCUAAGAAACGAAUAACCGAGGUUAACAUUGACAUACUGGAUUAAUAUCUGCAUUCACACCCAGCUAGGCAUCUGGUAGAUUAUCUGGUGACGGCUUUCUCACUGGGGUUUCACACACCUUAUCACCAUCCCCACAGGUACACUCGAAUGCCCUAACCUAUUAUCUGCAUCCAAUGACCCACUUACGGUGGACCACCUUCUGUCCACAGAAAUCAAGGCUGGUUUCAUGAUCGGCCCUUUCUUGUCUUCACCAUUCUCAUCUUGGCGUACCAACCCCAUCGGGAUAGCCAUUCACAAAUACUCCAAUAAAAACAUUUGAUUAUAGACCUCUCUGCACCACAUUCUUCCUCCAUUCCCAGCAUCAAUUCUCUCAUACCCACUGAGGAGUUCUCACUGCAAUAUGCCAAAAUUGACAAUGCCAUGCAAGCUAUUAUUUCAGCAGGUAGCAAGGCAUGGUUAAGCAAGACAGACAUAACCAACACCUUGAACUGCUACCCAUUCACCCUUCACUACGGCACUUGUACGGUGUUAAAUGGAGUAAUAAGUAUUUUUUCCUCUACGCGGCUUACGUUCGACUCUAGGAGCAGCCCAAAGUUAUUUGACAUCUUCUCAGAAACCCUCUGCUGGCUGCUCCUAAACAUAAUCAGGUGUCCAUCAGUUAUCCACUAUCUGGAUGAUUUUUUGUUGAUUGAACCAGGAUCACAAACACCUAGCAGUAGUCACAGCAGUCCUUUUCACCACACUUGGGGUCCCUCUGUCACCAAGCAAAACUCUCGGUCCCUCUACCAAGCUUGUUUUCUUAGGUAUAGUCUUGGACACCACUACUUUCCAAGCCAGUCUACCACCAGAUAAACUGACUCACAUUAGGGAAGAAAUUGUCCUGUUCAUGCGGAGUGUUACGUGCACAAGGAAGGGACUCUUAACUUCGCGAUGUGUAUCAUUCCGCACGGUAUGUCUUUUGUCUCUAGGCUACUUAAUUUGCUCCAUGGGGUGCCCGACUCCUGCCCAAUCAUUCUGGACGAUCCGGCCAGGGCAGUUUUACACAUGUGGAGUAGAUUCUUGGCUGAAUUCUUUGUUCAUUCCUCCACUUUCAGAGCUACAAUUUACACAGACUCAGUAGCACACACAGGGUUCACAGCCAUUUUCAGCAACCUCUGGUUUAGGGAUCACUGGACCACUGACACGGAUGCCUUGCCAGCCUUUAGAGAAACAUCCACAUUGUUUGAGAUCUACCCCAUCGUGGUAGCCGCCCACACAUGGACCGGCAAGGCAGUAAAAUGCUACUCAGACAACUCCACAGCUUGUGAAAUCAUUAACAAGGGGCGGUCAUCCUCGUUAACUAUUAUGAGGCUGAUUCGCAAGCUGACUUGACUGGCAGCAACCUCUCAGUUCCAUUUAGUCUGCAUUCACAUUCCUGGUGUCCACAACACCGCUGCUGACGCUCUUUCACGCUCUCAAUUUCAGGUUUUCUUCCAGGCACUCCCUAUGGCCCACCAUCCAGGAUACCACCAUUCCAUGAGCUAAUCCUGGACUAAGCGCACUAUUACACAAGGCACUCGCGCACCAUGCAUUUUCACCCAACAACACUAUCACUUACGCUAGGGCACUGACUAUUUUAACAAUUCACUGCAGAUUUUACUUACAAGGAGACUUUUCCAUUAAAACUAUGGUGGUUUUUGCCUCCUCCUCUCACCUACACCUUAAAUUAUCACACAAUACCAUAAAACUCUACCUUUACCGGGGUACAACACCACGUCCUCACAACCUGCCCUAAUCACACAACUUUCUUAACCUCCUACCCUGGCACUCCACUAUUACUACUUCAAGGGCACCCACUCACUACAGCUAAAUUCAUUUCUCACGAAAGAACCCUACCAUCAAGGUUGGGCUACAACCUGGCUUCCUUCUCUGGUCAGUCAUUUAGUAUAGGCACAGCAUCCUCAGCUUCAAGUUCUAACGCCCCAGUCCACAUGAUCAAGAGACUGGGACGCUGGAAGUCCUCAGUUUAUUUACUUAUAUACCUAGACCAGAGAGGGAGCUCCGGCAUGCCUUCAGUAACCUUGCUGUAUAACUUGCAAUAAAGUGUGUUUACUUUGAAUCCUCUUUUUGCCCUCUUUUUAUUACAGGCCUACUCAUACGUUUGUUUCGGCACACCUCAACCAACUUUGCAACUCCUUCUACAUUCCAUUAUGUAUUAGAAAUUCCGAGCACAAGUUAAAAGGCCAUUUGGCCUGAAUUUGUGGGAGGAGUUAUAACCCCUAUUUAAACUGCCAUUCAAGCUCUUUGUCCACACCCACCUACACCCAUCUAUAUAUAUAUUCCACCUUUGUGGGCCCUCUUUUUAUUACAGGCCUACUCGUAUGCUGGUUUCGGCACACCUCAACCAACUUUGCAUCUCCUACGUUCCAUUACGUAUUAGAAAUUCCAAGAACAAAUAUAUAUCUUUCCAAGAGGGCUGCACCCACCUGAACAUGCAUACAUUAUGGGGUGCUGCUUGGGCCAAAAUAUACAAAAUACAGAAUCCAACGCACUCGCUUAUUCACUAAACAAUGAUUUGAAAUCUUAUUAUAAUAGUUUUAUUUAAAAACACCUCACUUAGGCAAAUCCUAGUCAGCAUAUAUGAAAGAAAAAAACACACAGAGGGGGCCAAUGGUGCAGUAACUUAAAGGAGUAAGGCCACAGACAACACUGAGGUUAAGAAAUGCCAACUCACAUUUAUGGGAGCUAUAACCAGCUUGAGUUAAAACAGCAUACAGUGUUAUUUAAACUCCCCACAUGUAGGAUAUUCCUCUGACGAUAUUUUUAGUGCAGGUCAUAUGAAAUAAAAACAUAAGAGAAGGCCGAUAGUGCUCUCUAUAUUAAAAAAAGUGCUGGAUAAAAUAGGAGAUGUACUUACAAUUUACAGAGCAGACAAAUCGCCCUUUGUAAAGCGCCUGGGUGGAAAAACCCCCACCAUUUUUUUUUUCUUUCAUAUAUGCUGAUGAGGAUUUAACCCAAGACGUCUUGAGAAUUUCUGAAGAAUAUACCUGUGAAUUAGACUUUAAUUUGCCUGUUUCCUUGGUAUUUUUUUCUAUUACUUAUUUUAUUUAUUCACUUUGUUCUUGGCGCACCCUGUACUUGUUGUUUUCUGUUUUUCCAGUCCUUUGAACGGUUUUGAGGGUUACCCUGCCUUUCAGGUGUGCAGCCCACCCCCCCCCCCUCCCCCAUUGUGAUCAGUUUGGAUAGCUGUUCCAUCCCUCUUUUUUUCUUUAUUAUAUACAUUAUAGGGUGCUUGAUUCAAUGCAUCUCUAUGAGGAGGUGCUGAUUGGCCAAAAUUGUGUUGGCCCUGCCCCCUUGCUGAUUUUAGCCAAUCCAAUGUUUUCCCCAUGGGAGAAAAAAUCGGCAACUGUGAUGUCACCAAGGGGGCGGGGCCAGUGCCGGCAGACCCGCGCACCGCUGGAAAUAAGGUGAGUUUUCAUCACUUUUAAGGGUGCUGGGGGUGGGGUGGGGGGGGUUCUGUUCCUGACCCUAUAGUGAUCCUUUAACUAUUCAGGACUUCUUCCAAAUGGAACUGUGUUUAUUGUCUGGAGUGCUGCAGGUUUUUCUACUAUACCUUGAAAAUUUAACAUUCUACCUCCUAGCACUGUGUAAUCCUAAAACCUUCCAGGACAACCCAGCAUCGUUCUGACCAUGCUUAUUGCAUUGUUGGUGUAUUGCUUGCCUGCAGCGGUUUCAAGUUAGCUGAGAUAAUAACUCCCACGUCAUUUUCUUUCAUAGCUGCAGAGAUUAUGGCACCAUUAAUCCUGUUCUAGACCCAGGGGUUAAGAAGCAACGUACAUGCUUAAGGGGAAGAAGGAAAGGGGAAAGCAGAGAUCACUAACGUUAAACCACCAGGAAAACUUGAUGGAUUUAAUUUCUCUGAAGUUCUCCUUAUUCGUACUGUACAAUUUAAAUAAAUUGUGUUUUUUUUUUUUCCUUUUUAAUCUCUUUGCAUUUAUUAAUAUCAGUAAAUUAGCAUUGUAAAACCAUAGUUCCACUUUGCUUUAAUGAAGUGGGGAAAAAAUAAAAACCUCAAGCAUAGCUUGGUCAAUACUGCAUCAUGUAACUGGGUUCCAGGUCUGGCAGACUAGCAGCUCAUUUAAAUUUGGCACAAACACCUCAACUGACAAUGUCAAGAUCAGCAUUUUGAAGGAAUUCUCAAAGGUGCAAUUUUUUUUUUUUUUUUUUUGCAUCUUCACUCUUUACAUGAGCAAAACUGACAGGUUCAUUUGCACAUGUAUCUUUAAACCUACAUGUUUUCAUAAAACUGCUUUGGUGCACUUUAUGAAGCCUGUGACAUAUUAUGAGUUUACAUCUGAAAGCUACUGCACAAAUAUUCUAAAUGGGCACCAAGGGAGCAUUCAUAAAUUGGUGAUUUAUAUUUUCUUGAUCUGUGAGAUCAAUGAACUUAAUACAUACUAUUAUAAAUGGUAAUAAAAAAAAACAAACCUCAUGAUCUAUACAAUUGUUCAGACAAACUGAGCCUCAUUAAUGUCAUUAUCCAGUGUAGAGGAGGCUAGAUUCAUUGGAUAGUAAAACAUCUAUGCACAUACAGAGCACUUUUUCCGUGGUCAGUGAUUGAGGUUUUUUUUUUUAUUUGCUUGCUAUAGUGCACUUAUAUCUCAUUAUUUGUAUCUUUGUUUUAUAUUAACACAUUUAAGGUCUUUGCUUCAUGAUGUCCUGGAUGUCUCCUCUAAAGCCUGUGUUCUAAAAUAAUGGAAAAGUUACACAAGUUUAAACAAAUAUGCACAUUUUUUUUCAUUGCUAAAUGACUGGGCAUCAGUGUGGAGUUGCUAUAUCUAUAUCGCUCUCCACACUUCUUUGUAUGGACACUCUAGUCUCCAAAAAAACUUUAGCUUGAGGAAGCAUUUUUGGUUUAUAGAUCAUGCCACUGCAGUCUCAAUGCUAAGUUCUCUGCUAUUUAGGAGUUAAAUCACUUUUUUUUUUAAUGCAGACCUAGUCACACCUGCUAGCAUGUGACUUACAUAGCCUUCCUUAAGAUUUCCUGUAAGGAGUCAUCUAAUGUUUACACUUCCUUUAUUGCAAAUUGUUUUAUUUAAAAUUUCUUAUCUCCUGAUGGGUUAAUUGUUUGCUAGACACUGCAGGAGCCUCCUGUGUCAUUCAAUUUACGGAGCAGGUGAUUAAAAAAGGAAGUGUUAAAAAGUACAUCAGAUUGAACCAUUUUGUUUUCAUGCAGGCUGUGUUUGUCACAGCCAGGGAGGUGUGGCUAGGGCUGCAUAAACAGACACAAACCUGAUUUAGCUCCUAAAUGGCAGUGAAUUGAGCAGUGAAACUUUAAAAGCAUGAUCUAUACACAAAAACUGCUUCACUAAGCUAAAGUUGGUUUGAUGGCUUGUGUCCCUUUAAGUCUAAAGAUUUAAUACAAUGGAUAUAAAUUAGUUAUGCAACUUAGACGUUUACGAAGAAAAAACAAUGCAAACAAAUGCAGAGAUUGCAACUAUUCAAAAACUUUGAAAAAGUACAAGCAGCAUUAGCUACUCAACAGUUGGUUAAAUAUAUCUAAAACACAUUUAGUAUUUUUCAAUUGUUAAACAUUUUUCCCUCAAACAAUCUUUCAGUCAUAUUUUCAAAAUAAACCUUCUACACAUUUAUUAUGCAAAAACAUUCCGCAGGAUUGUCUUUUUGCUUGUAACAAUUGUACCUUUGCACAAAGCGCAAUACAAUAUUUGAUAAACAAAUACAGGAGGUAAGGGCCCUGUGCCAGUGGGAACUUACCAGUGAGAAAACACACAGGACCUUCUUUUAAUUUUAUUUUUUUGCAUUUAUACACACGGUGACACACAUUCACUUCCACUGAUACACACAUGCUAGUCAAAUUGUCCAUUUGUUUUUUAGUCACCCUCCUGCUUCGUACCUUUUUUUUUUUUUUUCUACCUUCGUACCUUUUUUUUUUUUUUUGCUGUAGGGGUCAUGUUGUAUCUGCUUGCGGAGGUAGUUGGAAGCCAGUCUGGCUCUCUGACUUUGCACCCUCUGUUCUCCUCCUGUGAGACUCUGUAGUAUUGUCUGGAUGGAAGUGACAGGCUCUCACUUCCUUCUAAGGGUUGUCAAUAUGAGAGGAGUGGAGUUGGAUUUAUUAAAGGCCCACCACCACAUGCCUAUCACCUCUUCCGAAGUGCUGGCCCCCUUAGCAUGCAGGUCCUGGUGCAGCCCCACCAAUUGUAGUAGUUCCGCUGCUGAAACUUACAAUACUAUUUGAGUAUACAUUACUAGUCAUGUGGUGUUUUUUGUUUUGUGUUUUUUAUCUAUAUUGUUUGAUUCUGCAAAUUUAUAUAUUCACCAUUACUGUAUACAAACACACAUUGGGUAAAUCUAGAAUUUAAGAAAUGGCUCACAAGCUAAAACCUAAAUACAUCCCCCUUUUUUAAACUGUAGCUCUACAAUAGGUUUUAGAGCAGGUGAAAAUCUUGCUAAAUUAAAUAGUCUUUGUGGAAAGCUAUUCAUGAUGACUCUUGAGAGAAAGAGAUGGGAUUUUACUUUAUUUUUUUAAUAACGCUGUCAUUGUUCAUUUUGACUCCAUCUUGAAAACCGCCAGCUGAAUUAUUUUGCCAGAAGCAGGUUUGUAACUAAUAACUCUUGAAAUAGAAUGUAUCAAAUGCAUGCCCAACAGUUCUCAAAGUGCAGACAUGGCCCUUUCAUUUUCUCACAUUCUAGAAUUUUAUUCCCUUUAACAACUACAAAAGUGUUUAAAGGGAGACUCGAGUUAGUUCACCUAUUCUUUAUUUUAAUGAAUUGUACUGAUAAUGCAUUGAAAGAAAAUAUAUGCAAAAACAAGAAAUUGAAGCAAAAUAAAUGUAUCAUUCAUUUAUAUAUAUAUAUAUGUAUUAAGGCAAUUUGCCUGCAUUUGUGGGAGGUGCUGGUUUUCUACCCCUAGCCUACUUAAGGCACUCCCCUUGCCUGGCUCCUUACCGUUCGAGGUCAGCGUUGAAUGAGGAUCCACUUCCGGGUUCUCUCAGACGCCAUCUUGGUUUCAGUAUCCAGGAGGUUUCACCACGUUAAGCUUUGUCCAGGAAUCCUGUUCAGGCCUUUCCGCCCGUCCAGCUUCUUCUGACUCUGUUCUCCGUCGUAGAUCGCGUCCCAGGGACUCCUAAACCGUAAGUCAGACCUUCCUGUCACGCCAGGACUGGUUCCCACGGCGUACGGUACAGCACGGGUCCUCGCUUUACGGCUUUUCCCUGGUUAUGACACGAAUGUUUCAAGCCAUUCGCGGGCUUUUCAUUCGUACGGUCAUUCGGCUGAACAUGUUUUAAAUCGUUCAAUAGUCAUUUCGCAUAUCCUAUUCAUGUUAUUUAAACGAAUGUUCAUUCGGUUGUUUUGCCGUUCGGCAAAUUUUACAUACGCUCAUACACGCUUUGGUUCGCAUAAAUCAUACGGUUAAACUAUUCUAACUUCUGUGUUCCCCUCACAUUUGCUUUCGGCUGUUCUGUGUGUUCACGUAUAAUCCUUUCAUGAAUUAUAUUCACCAUUUCAUGUGUAUAUAACAUUCGGUUAAAGUAUUGCUUGCUUAAAUAGAUUAUUGUUGAUUACUUUUAACAAAUUGUCAGUAUUGUAUUACGUCCACAAAUCAAGUCCACUUCUCUGUGUAUACCAUUUGACUCCCACGCUUUCAGGGGUCUGCAUUACUUAUCCAUUUAUACGAAUGGACUCAGCCUAUGUUACAAGCCUCAUUUCUGGGUUAUUUAUACAACAUAUACAAGGAUAGGUUCAUUUAAGCAAUAAUUCUCGGGUUGAUACGUCUUUGCUAUACAUACAUAUCAUAUAGAUAUACAUCACUUUACAUCAUGUUAAAUCAUUUUGGGGUAUCCCUGCCUUUGGUCUUUCUGCUACAUAUCAUAUAUAACGCUGUGUUAAUUAGGCCAUGACCUCAUCCAUGUCCCUUUCUAUAAAACCAGUUACAUUUCGGUACAGAUCAUUGAACUCCCACGCCAGGAGUUUUAUAACUAUCCAUUUCAUUUCAAUUUACUCAGCCUACAUUACAGGCCUCAUUUCUCUGUCAUGACGAUGACACAUAAGGCUUAAAUCCUUUUGCAUGCAUACUCGGGUUGAAUCACACGUACUGAUCCAACCAAUCAUACGUCCCCUACACAGUCAUAUACAUAUGUAUAUAACCUACGUUUCAUGUUUUCCUUUACACACCAUUAUCACGUAACACAUAGAUUGUUUGUACAUAGGCCACGGCCUCCCUCAGAUGUCUUAUUCAAGCAUGCAAACAUUUCUGAGCCACUCAUAGCUAUUCCCAUGGUAUCAACAUAAUUUUAUACAUUGCUGCUACAGACUAUAAGUCUGGUUCUUUUUACACCCCACACUCAUCGUACUACUCUUUUACCCAUUUUUAGGCUGUCGAGCUUAUAUAAUUGCUCCACACGGUUUAUUCCUGUGAUUUAUCAUACUACCAGGUACGUACACCUGCUCAUAUGGUAUUCUACCAUACAUUUCAUUUCAUCCCCCUAGUUUAGAGUACUGGCAAUAGGGUCACAGGAUUCCCAAUAGGUAUUUACCCCAUCUUGGCUGUCGCCAUUAGUUAGUGGUCCCGCGAGGCCAACACCCCGCCUCAAACGUUUCGGAGGCAAACACCCAUCGGGCCACACGUUAGCUAGCCGCCUCGCAUGUUGCAAAGAGAGGGCCUCACCUGUCACUCCCUUCCCCUGUUUUCUGUCGUACAGUCACCGAGAGGCCUAAAACUCUGCCACUACGUCAAGUGGCCUCAAUAACCCCUCGCGCCAACGCAUAGAUAGAGCCUCUCAAGCCGCUUGGCAAUUAGUAGGGCCUCUCCUGUCACCAAACAAGCAUAAUACUUUCGCCAUCCGGCCUAGCUAGCCUGCCAGUACAAUUUGGUGGUUCUAUAUACUAAUUAUUGUUUUAUUUAUAGUAUGUCUCAGGAAGGGGUAGAGGAUUUCUCCCUGCCUAGCACCCCGGCUAGAGCUGUCACUCCCACACAAGGAGGAGAGCUAGCUAGUCCAGCAUCAAUUAGAUCCUGGACAAUCCCGCGCAUAACCACGGAAUUAAGGAGACGACAAAUCCCCUACCCCGCUACAGCAAGGAAGGCAGAACUUUUCAAACUGCUACGCACAUCAACCAAUAACAUGGAAGCCGGGGAAGGAUCUAGCCAGUCCAACCCAGGGGACAUACAGGCCAUGUUAUCCUCACUCAUGGCAUCCAUGGGCAAGGUCAACUCCAGGCUGGAGAAACUUGAGUCGGUCACCACGCCCUCACUCUAGCAGGGCCACCCGCGGCUGCGGUACAAACACCAGCCUUGCCAUUAGUCGCUCCAGCCAGCCCCCUGGAUGACCAGGAAGUUAGCCCAGCCCACAUGAUACCUGAGCAUAUCAAAAGGGAUAUCCUGGAAGGUAAAGACGUCAACCUGGCUUCCCUGUUGAUUGCCUCCCAGGACAUUGUGGAACAUAAGACGUAUGCUUAUGAUGAUGUUUCUGUUAUUGUCAGAUCUAGGGAUGCCCGCCUGAACAGGAAACUGACUAUCCCUGAAUUUGUACUAGCGUUUGGUAUUUACAGGGAUGUCGUCUGUGCGGUUUAUCCCAACAGAAGAGAGGAGUUUGAUCUCUAUAUGCACAAGCUGGUAGACCUGGGCAACAAAUAUGGUGGUUCAGCAUUCUAUGACUACCAUAGGUCUUUUUCUGCAAAAGUGGCUGGAGCCUUCUCCCAGUACGGUACACGAUCCAACUGGGGAAGGAUUGAUACCGUCUUAUUCUGCAGACACUUUGCAGGUCUAAGAACACCAGCUUGUGCAUACUGCUCCUCCACAGCCCAUACUACUAAUUUUUGUCCCAACACGGCAGACGGACAUGCCUCCACACAAGGAACUAGUUCCUCUGGGGAUCCAGGGAAACUAUCCAAAGACAAAUUGGGACGCCCAAUCAAGUUUCUGGGCAAGUCCCAGAUAUGUAAUAAUUUCAAUGUUGGGUCUUGUAAUUACAGUGGAUGUAGACUAUUGCAUGUCUGUUCAAAAUGUUUUAGGGCACAUGCUAAGACCAUGUGUCCAAAUAAAAUGUAUUCUAAGCCUUACCUUACGUCCAUUAAUAUGCCAGUAUUCACAGCAUUGAUGUCUCAGGACCCAUCUAGACACCUGGUAGAUUUUCUUAUUUCUGGUUUAACAGAAGGCUUCCACACAGGUAUCCUACACAUACCAGCUGGCACUCUGGAAUGCCCAAACCUACAAUCCGCCCAACACAACCCCACAGUGGUUGACACCCUCAUAAACCAAGAAGUGGAGGAGGGCUUUGUAUUGGGGCCUUUUAGAACUCCCCCAUUCACAGAAUGGCGCACCAACCCUAUUGGUAUUGUCACAGGGAAAUCUUCCCAAAAACAGAGACUCAUCAUUGACUUAUCGGCUCCCCACUCAUCGGCCAACCCCAGUCUUAAUUCCCUCAUACCCUCUGAGGAAUUCUCUCUGCAAUACACCACCAUAGAUCACGCCAUUACAGCCAUCAUACAAGCAGGGGUGGGAGCCUGGCUCAGUAAGACCGACAUUACUAACGCCUUCAAAUUACUCCCUAUCCACCCCACACUGUGGCACCUGCAUGGCAUCAAGUGGUCCGAGAACUACUAUUUUUUCUCCCGGUUAACUUUUGGGUCCAAAAGUAGCCCAGCUAUUUUCGACACAUUUGCCGAAGCACUAUGCUGGUUACUAUUGAACAUAGCCGGAUGCCCUACAGUAUUACAUUACUUGGACGAUUUCCUACUGGUCGAGGAGAAUACUGCACCUCCCACUAGCCUCAAAGCUACCACUAAGCUGUUUGAGCAACUAGGUGUACCCAUCUCCCCAAAGAAAACAGAAGGGCCAGACACGGUUAUCACUUUUCUGGGUAUCCAGUUAGACUCUGCCACAAUGCAAGCAAGCCUACCUUACGAAAAGAUAGACAAUAUUCUCACUUACAUAAACAACUACCUACAGCUCGGCACUUGCAACCGCAAAGAACUACAGUCCCUGCUGGGGUCACUAAAUUUUGCAAUGCGCAUCAUACCUCAAGGCCGCUCCUUUAUUUCACGACUAUUGCAUCUUUUCCCACUUUUUCUACAUGACACGCACAGGUUGUCCUUAGAUGCCCAAGCUACGGCAGAUCUAAACAUGUGGAAGAGGUUUUUAACCACUUGGAAUGGUAAAAGUAUGUUCCUCCCUCAAUUGACUGAAUCAUCUCCUACCAUUUGGUCAGAUGCGGCAUCUACCACUGGUUUUGCAGCAAUUUUUGGGAACGAAUGGCUUUGGGGCAGCUGGCCUUCAGCAGUUCUGGAUUUGGAAGGUUUUUCCACUACCUCAGCUCUUUUUGAGAUCUACCCCAUAGUGGCGGCUGCCGUAGCGUGGGGUCAUUUAUGGGCUAAUACGCCAGUGCGUUGUUACUCAGACAACCAGGCGACCUGUCACAUCAUCAACAAAGGUCGUUCCAAAUCUCUUACGAUUAUGAGAUUUCUGAGGAAACUCACUUGGUUGGCAGCUUGUCAUAAUUUCUUCCUAUGUUGUUUCCAUGUGCCAGGUGUAUAUAACACAGCUGCUGACAGUUUGUCUCGCUUUAAAUUUCAGGAGUUUCAUCAAGCACUCCCGUCAGCAGCACCCACAGCCACCAUCACUCCAACAUUUCAACAACUCAUACUGGACUAGACGUCAUCAUGCAGCAUAGCAGGACAUUGUCUCAGUUGGCACUUUCACACAAUACAAACAAAACAUACAACAGGGCUUUCACACUAUUCAAACGAUUCCUUCUGGAACAUAACAUCAUACAACCGUUUGUUAUGACAUCUUUUUUGGGGUUUGCUUCCUUUUGCCACCUUAAACUCAAAUUGUCAUAUAACACCAUCAAACUCUAUCUCACUGGCAUUCAACACCACAUGCUCAUCUUACACCCAAAUAACAACAGUUUCAUGGCCUCUCACCAAAUUAAGACCAUACUCAGAGGUAUUCAAAAAUCAGAACCCACACAUUUGGCCCAGAGGCUACCCAUAGAUAACCAUAUCUUCAAAGCUUUAUCUAACCUACUCGACCUGAAACCAUUUGACACUAAUACGAAUUCUAUCAUCAAAACAGCAAUAUACAUCGCUUUCUAUGGAUUUCUACGACCCAGAGAAUUCACUACGACCUCCACGACCCAAACCACUCCAUUCCUCCUCUAUUCCACUUGACAAAACAUAUGGAUCAUUACAUCCUGUCUUUACCUCACUCCAAAACCAGCCAGCACAUACCUGUAAACAUUCCGUACUACCCCACGCACAACAGAUGGUGUCCCGUAAAAGUUCUUGAUGCCUACAUACAGCACCAUCACUUACUGCCCUCGCAACCGUUAUUACAACUACAAGGUGCAGUACUCACCACUACAACCUUCAUGACCUACGUCAGGUCCUUGCUCACACAACUGGGCCUCAACGCAAACAAUUACUCAGGACACUCCUUUCGUAUAGGAGCCGCGUCCACAGCCUCCAGUUUCAACGUCCCAACUCAUGUUAUCAAAACACUGGGGCGCUGGAAGUCAUCCGCUUACUCACGGUACAUACCGAACCCAGUACAAGAGUUAAGAGAUGCUUUCAUAAACAUGUCUGGUUGAUAAAUGUAUAUGUAUUGGUGGUCUGUUAAUAAAUUGGAUUACUUAAUUUUUGCCCUCUUCUUUCUCAGGCCUACCUCAUCGUCGGUUUCGGCACACCACAACCGACUUGCUCCUUUUAUCAUCCUACGCUUAUUCAUGGUAUUUUACACUGUAGUAUCUUAAGCACCUAACACAAGUAUUAAGGCAAUUUGCCUGCAUUUGUGGGAGGUGCUGGUUUUCUACCCCUAGCCUACUUAAGGCACUCCCCUUGCCUGGCUCCUUACCGUUCGAGGUCAGCAUUGAAUGACCCUCCCACCACACCACUUUUAACAUUUAUUUUCCUUUCUAUUUCUUUUCCUGGGUGGGCCCUCUUCUUUCUCAGGCCUACCUCAUCGUCGGUUUCGGCACACCGCAACCGACUUGCUCCUUUUAUCAUCCUACGCUUAUUCAUGGUAUUUCACACUGUACUAUCUUAAGCACCUAACACAAAUAUAUAUAUAUAUUUAUUUUUUAUUUUAUUUUUUUUAUUAUUAUUAUUAUUUUUUUUUUUUUUCUCCAACAUUACUAAAAACCUAUCUCACAUGUAACCCUGGCAUUAAAAUAUGUACUGCUAGAAUGUGGAAGCACUAUGUGGUAAGUGUUGUUACACUCACAAUAAACACUCUGUAUCUACCUUUAUUAUGAAUGGCGAGCUACUGAUUGGCUAGUGCGAUCAGCUGACACUCUAAGCCCCAUCAAAACAAAUACUUGUUUAGAUUGUUUUGAUCCACUGUAUUGAGCUACGGAAUUUGCUGGCGCUAUAUACAUAAUAAAAGUAAUUAGAUGGAAAAAAUGGAGCAGAGUGAGCCUUGUAAAAUUACCAACCGAGCAAGAGGAACCCCUACACUGCAUCACUGGGUCUAUGACAAACUUUUCAAAAACGGUUUAACCCAUUAAGGUAGGAGUGCACCUGGGAGCCUCUUGGUACCAUAGCAACUUGAUUUAGAUCAAGUUGUUAUGGUGACCAGUGUGUUUCUUUUAAUGAUGUGUAUAGCAGAGGUUGAACAAGUGAACGACUCCCAGAAAUUUUAAUUAUGACAUCACAUGUAGCUGCACCAAUUAAUUUAACUAAAGAGGAAAAUAUGAUUAGGAGUGAAGCGCUGAACAGGUGCACUAAUGGACCAAAACGUUUCAUUAUCAUUUUGAAAAUAUUUAACUGAAGACACAGGUUGUCUGGUGUAUUCAACCUCUAUCUAUGAUGAUGCCAUGUAGUAGUUUGUUAGGUCUACCUUUUUAUCUGGGCAGUAGUGAGGGUUAGGACUUUAGGAGUUAAAAAGGCGCUAAGGGGAAUGUUAAAAAAUUUUGAGUUUUUUUGUUGUUAAUGUUUCUUCCCUCUUCCUGAGGCUUAGCUUGGGCCAGGGAGGGAGAUCUGGUUCCAAGUCUGUUUGGAAAGGUACAGGGUCAAAUAUAUUGCUUGCACGUUAUUUAUUAUUUUUUUUUACUUUUACACAUUGAAACUUGAAGUGAUUUUCUGGGCCUGUAAGCUUUUGAGUGUCAGCCGGGAUACCCCCACUUACCAGUAUCCCUAUUUUUUGUGGGAGGGGGGAGGUCACGGGGACAAAUAUAUUGGACGUCCAUUUCAAAGUUGGAAAUUUGACAAAGUGAUUUUCUGGGCCUAUGUCGCCUUCAAGAGAGUAUGGCAACCUGGGUAAUAACAUUUCCCCCGGGAUUUUUUAAAAGUAGGCAACCCAGUUUAAUCAAAAUGGCAUAAUUUUAGAUGUUUGGUCUAGCCACUUUAACAGAAAUGCAGGAACCAUGUAACAGUUAUACUUUUGUUUGUGGUUUCUUUUUUUUUUUUUUUUUAUGCAUGAAUUCCACUUUCACAGGGAAUUUCAUAAUCCUGAUAUUGGUGCAAUAAAACAUCAGUUUUUUGCUUUAACAUUGUCUCCUGAUUAUAUGAGUACUUCAUGUACCAGUUUUGCAGGUUUUUAUCAUCACACAAACCAACUUUGAUCUGAGGCUUGAGAGGCAGAGAGAUAUGUGAUAGAUACUGUGUGAAAAUUUUGAAGAGUAAAAAAAAAAUAAAGCAAUUUGUAACCCUUCCAGUGCUGUCCACCGCAUUAACCAUGUGAUUUAUUUUUUUUUCCUUUGGGUGAAGUAAUAUGGUAAUUAAAUAAGAAAUAUAUUGGAUGCCCUUUUCAACUUGUAAAAUGUAUAGUGAUUUUCUGCUUUAUGUCCUCUUGGAGAGAGCAUUACACCAUAAGAACAGGGUGCUAUGUUCAGGCACAGCUAACAAAGCGUAUUUAGGACAGGCUAAGGUCAGAAAUCCCGUAGAAUCCAACAAGCGAACAAAGUCCCAGGCAGAGUGAUUUAAUUAAAGUUCAGGCCGGUAUGGUAGAAUUUGAAAUGGUGUUAUGCAGAGGGCAGGUAGAGAUGGGCAGGUAGAGAUGGGCAGGUAGGUUAGUAAUAGCUGGAGUCCUUCUGGAAUGUCUUCUUGCCCCAAAGAGUGUAGUGUGGUGUUUGCUACAUUUUUCUAAAGGGUGUGUGAGAUUUGAGAAGGGAAGGGUUUGCCACAAAGUCUUUGAAUAUCGGGGUCAAGAAUGCACAAGCAACUUACACCCUAAAUGGUAGUUAAUUAGGGAUAAACACACACUAGAAGGAUUUGGGAAUUGUUAUAGACAACAAAUUAGGCAGCAAUGUGCAAUGUCAAUCUGCAGUUGCUAAGGCCAGUAAGAUUUUGUCAUGUAUAAAUAGGGGCAUAAAUUCUCGCCUCUUUAUAAAUCGCUGGUAAGACCACACCUUGCAUAUGCUGUGCAAUUUUGUGCACAAGUUCUAAAGAAGGAUAUCAUGGCACUAGAAAGUGACGAGCUACAUAUUUGAUAAAAUAAAUGGUGCAUUUUAGUUACGAAGAAAGGUUAAAAAAUGUUUAAUCUCUUUGGUUUGGAAAAACUGCACCUCAAAGGGGAUAUGAUAACAUCAUACAAAUAUAUUCCAGCCAGUACAAACCAUUAUCUCGAAAUCUAUUCAUAAACAGGGCUAUACAUAGGACACAAGGCUGGAAAAAAAGGAGAUUUCAUCUAAGGCAAAGGUUUUUUAUUUUUUAUUUUAUUUUUACAGUAAGAGCAAUAAGGAUAUGUAAUUCUCUUCCUGAAGAGGUGGUUUUGUCAGAGUCCAUACAGAUGUUUAAACUGCAAUUGGAUAAAUACUUGCAAAAACAUAACAUACAGGGUUAUAAUUUAUAAUUAGUGCGGUAAUAGCUGCUUGAUCCACGGAGACAUCAAAAAAACCUAUGUGAGGAAGGCUGAACUUGAUGGACACAGGUCUCUUUUCAGCUUUGUAACUAUGUAAUCUCCUGAUUCCAAAGUAGGAUCGGAGGACUGAACAACAUCCGAACGUUCUAUGCCGGCCUUUAGGAACGCCUCUUAAGGACAGCAAAGGUUUUGUCUAAAUAGUCUGCUUUGUUUUAUAUUUUUUUAUAUUCAUGUAUUUUUUUAUUAUUUAUUUCCACCUGAAACCAUGAUGUUUUGCAUGAACAAACCUUAUUGAUGCCCCUUCCCUACCAGUAUGUGGGCAAAUAAUCUUAGUACUGAAUCUUCAAAUUGCCAACAUGCAAAGCCUUCCUGGACUAAAUUUAUGGUGUGGUGUAUGUUUUAUAUUCUUUUUUUUCCCCUUUAUGGUAUUGGUCAAACUGGGCAUUAAAUUAAAAAAAAAAUGUAGUGCAGAAACGGUUAAUCUAUUUAAAGUGGUCAUGGUUCCUGAAGUGUGUGUUACACAGUUACAGUAUGAAAUGCUACACAUAGUUUAACCCCUUUAACGGUCGUUGAGGCUAAUGUCUAUUCUGCUCAUGUUUUCAUGCACAGUGAGUCGUUGGUUAUUUAUUAUUUUUAUAUUAGUUGAUUGACGGCAGUCAGCUGAUGCUGUCAGCUAGUGAACGGCAACUGGAUAGACUUCAGGCUUCAGCACUCUUGGUCUAGAAUUCCAGAAGGGACCUGGGUAAGUGGGUAUCCCAUUCCCAGUAAACCAGGUCAUGUGCUACUUACAUCAUACCCACUACAGCAGUCUUAAGGCUGAGGGUUUCAUAUCCUGUGUUGCCCCUUCAAACAUUGAGGUCUGCCACCUCUUCCGAAGAUCCAAAUUAGAUAUGGACCUUAUCUCCUUAUUAUCUUAUUACUUUGUGUAAUAUAUGUAUAUUGGUUUAGUUAUGUUUCUAGAUUUCUAGUUUGUGUACAUUGAAGUAGACAAUAUGUAGAUGUUUAUUCAUGUAUUGUUCUUUCCACCCAACAGAUGACCAGAAAAAAGUCCAAGAAGAUUUUGAUAUAGAUAUGGAGGCUCCAGAAACAGAACGGGCAGCGGUGGCAAUACAGUCCCAGUUCAGAAAAUUCCAAAAGAAAAA
Messenger RNA from Pelobates cultripes (western spadefoot toad), 35563 nucleotides. NCBI's taxonomy places the organism in Eukaryota, Metazoa, Chordata, Amphibia, Anura, Pelobatidae. The record is from the annotation of a GenBank genome assembly.